This is a messenger RNA of Paecilomyces variotii, 1452 nucleotides long. RefSeq lists its product as hypothetical. Gene Ontology annotation, cellular component: mitochondrion. Bases 336 to 1199 code for a protein of 287 amino acids. The record is from RefSeq and is a predicted model, not a curated record. Gene Ontology annotation, biological process: iron-sulfur cluster assembly. NCBI's taxonomy places the organism in Eukaryota, Fungi, Ascomycota, Eurotiomycetes, Eurotiales, Thermoascaceae. Gene Ontology annotation, molecular function: iron ion binding; 4 iron, 4 sulfur cluster binding; 2 iron, 2 sulfur cluster binding. The transcript is spliced from 2 exons.
GUCUUAGUGAACCGAACGAGACGAUCUGCAUCUAGUGUAUGUUUUUCGCUAGUGCAGAGCCAUGUACAGUACCUUCAGUCACUGCCAAUGUCUUCCUCUUGAGAUCCUUCUUGGAUGGAAUGAUGAAUUCGUCUCGGAAGUCCCGAAGAGGGUCCUGCUUAUCCAAAGACUGGGCGUAUUCUUUGCUAUAAGCCCGCACGUCGUCUUUGUAAUGAAGCGGCGGGCCGCUCUUGAUAUCGCGCACAUGCAGUUUGGAACCCAUCUUGGCGCGAUCCUGCACUCUUGACAGCUUGUUCUGGCAGAUAUACUACCAGAUCAGAAUAUAAACCACCAAGAUGUCCCUUCAGCAGAUCAAAAACCCCACUACUUUUCUCUACUGCCCCGCGGUCAUCGAUGGCGGGGACCACGACGGAUUCUGCCGCUUCUCGCCGACCCCCGGAUUACCCAAUAACGUCAUUGCCGAAGCUCUUACUAAAGCUCUGUCCUGUCAUCCGCCGCAUAACCAUCCAGCGCCGCUUGGAAAUCCGACUUUACAACAUCUUCGGACUGAUUUGAGAGAGCGGCAAUCUUUGAUCGCUCAUCAUGUCACCAACAAAUAUGCUAUCCUCUACCGCCUGCCGGUUAGCACGCCGGCAGAAUUCGCCUGCUAUGAUCUUCGUACGCCAUUGCCGUCGCGUAUCCUCUGUCCCCGGAGCAGCUGCGAAUUAUUCUACGUCCCGGAACAGCGUACAAAGUCCCACCUAUUCUAUUCCAGAAUUCCUUCUUCCUUCCCGAACGCAUCGAAGACUGCGCAGACCAGCCCUUCCUUCGACGUUAUCUCUGCGACGACAGCGCGUCUCCGAGAAAUCACGGAUCCGUCAUCAUCCUCUAUCUCCACUACCCUCCAAGAGAACCCUUACCACCACCUCCGUAUCACCGUCACCAGCGGCGGCUGCCAUGGCUUCCAGUACAUGAUGUCUCUCGAGCCUGCCUCAAAAAUCGACAAGGAGGAAGAUACCGUCUUCGAAGCAGAGACCCCCAGCGAAGGGGAGGAAAACAAGGGUCAAGCCCAAGUAGUCAUGGACACUGCCUCGCUGGAACUCCUGUCUGGCAGCACGGUCGAUUACACGAUGGAGCUGAUCGGAAGUCAGUUCAAGAUCGUGGAUAACCCGCGAGCGACGAGUAACUGCGGCUGCGGGACAAGUUUCGACGUGGAGUGAACUUCUUCUUCUUAGCAGCAUCAUUGCAACUCCCGCCCUUUAUAACAAGGAGGGUGUGAUAUCAAGGUACUUAAUCGAGGUUCUUUACAAGGGCAACUGUCAUUUCAGGCCAGGAACUCAACUUAUAUAGACAUACAUACUUAACCCCUGAUGAUGAGCGUGAAAUCCCCAAUUUGUAUUAAUUCAUUCAUGUAUUGUAUGUAUACCAUAUCAGCAGGAUAGAAUGAGCAUCUCAGACUCCAGUUUAUACGAU